This is a messenger RNA of Brienomyrus brachyistius, 2619 nucleotides long. RefSeq names its product prolyl 3-hydroxylase 3 (gene p3h3). Gene Ontology annotation, cellular component: endoplasmic reticulum. Bases 93 to 2285 code for a protein of 730 amino acids. NCBI's taxonomy places the organism in Eukaryota, Metazoa, Chordata, Actinopteri, Osteoglossiformes, Mormyridae. The record is from RefSeq and is a predicted model, not a curated record. Gene Ontology annotation, molecular function: procollagen-proline 3-dioxygenase activity; L-ascorbic acid binding; iron ion binding. Gene Ontology annotation, biological process: collagen metabolic process. The transcript is spliced from 16 exons.
UUUCACCGCACAUUCCUCCUUACGCCUUCCUCUUAGACCUCCUCCUCUUCCACUCCCCUCUCCUUCUCUCUCCUUCUUUUCUCGGACGUAUUAUGGCGCUCCACUCAAAAACUGCAGUUGUAUACGUGGCGCUUGUUUUCGCUCAUGUUUCGUUACCGUUUUUCUCAACGGAAACUGCAUCAACGAGUGGCCCUAUAGACCCUUAUGAUGCCCUGUAUUAUACGGGGGUCCGGGCUUAUUUCAGGAAAGAGUGGGAGAAAGCGGCGGAGCUGAUAGAGAAGUCGAUCGCAUCCCGGGAGUCACUUUUCCAGACACGUCGAAAAUGUCACGACAGCUGUGUCACAGCUGGACACGACCGGCUGCCUAAACUGGAUGCUGAGAAGGGCAGUUUGUGGGACUUAUGGGCUCUGGAUUGGGUCCAGCGGAGGGCUGAGUGUGUCCAGCACUGUCUCACUCAAGCAAUCAGCCCAGCAGCCCUGCUCCCGGUCUCUGAGGACAUCCUGUAUGAGUUUGGCAUCCGCAACCCCUAUAACUUCCUGCAGGUCACGUACUACAAGCUGGGGAGGGUGCACAGGGCCGUAUCUGCGGCUCACACUUUCUUUGUGGCCAACCCAAACCACCUUGAGAUGAGGAACAACUUGGAGAAGUACAGGCGAAUGAAAGGAGUGACGGAGGAGGCCUUUCAGGACAGGGAGAGAGAGAAGAAGAAGCACUGGUCACUGUAUGACUCGGCAGUGCUUUCGGAGUCCUCCUCUGAAUGGCCCCGUGCAGUGGAGGAAUGGAGGGAGUGCCUGAAGGAGACGCUGAAGCAGACAGAGGAGUGCCGGGUGCAGUGCGUCGUGGAGGGGCAGCGUUUCCCUGAAAGAGAGCCGGAAGCCUCGGAAGGCAUGUUUGAGAGGGCUGCAGCUCUCUCCCUUUCCUUGCUGGCCUGUCAGCAGUCGUGUGUGUCCGUCGUGUCAACACGACCCGGAAGGAUCUCUCCUCACGAGGACCUCCUUCCGACGAUACUGGAGCACUUACAUAUCGCCCAAUUCAAAGCGGGAGACCUGAAGGGGGCAGUGCAGACCAUUCGCUCUCUCCUCCUCUUCUAUCCAUCCGAUUCAGAUUCUCUCUCCAAUUUGCAGCUCUACUUUGACACACUAGGGGGUGACACUGAGUCCCAAGAGGCACAGCCCUCAGAGGAAAUUUCCGGCUAUGUUAAGAGAUCAUUACUAGAGAAGAAGUUGCUGUUUUUUGGAGCUGAAAACCUGGAUUUCAGUUUCAUGGACCCAGACUUAUGGACACCAGAAGACGUUGUUCCCGAGUCCUUGAGAGAGACUUGGAGAGCAGAGAGGGAGAAAUUGCAGGAGAGAGAAAAGGAAGGACAAAGGGAGGAAGAGAUGGAUGACAGCGGUUUCUAUGCAGGGGGUCACGUUCCUCUUGUUGGGGUGGAUAUUGUCAUGGACAGCGAGGCCCUGAACGGGACCAAUCGCGUUGUGCUGGAUGGAGUCCUGUCGGCAAAAGAAUGUCAGAUCCUGCUGCAGCUUGCCACCGCCGCUGCCGCAGCAGGAGACGGCUAUCGGGGCCGGAGGUCCCCCCAUACGCCACAUGAGAAGUUUGCGGGUCUCACCGUCCUCAGGGCUUUAAAGACGGCACAAGAUGGCCUCCUAAACCAGACAGAUGUUAAGUUGCUCCAUGAGAUCGGGGAGAGGGUGCGUACCCUUCUGCACUCCUACUUCAGGAGCCCCUCCACCCUCUACUUCUCCUUCACCCACCUGGUCUGCCGCACUGCCAUUACAGGUCAGCAAGAAGGAAGGCAGGACCUCUCCCAUCCAGUUCACGUGGACAACUGUCUGCUGGAGGCCGAAACAUGGCGGUGCUGGAGGGAGCCGCCUGCCUACACCCACAGGGACCUCAGUGCCUUGCUGUAUUUGAACGAUGACUUUGAGGGUGGAGAUCUCUUCUUCACAGCCAGAGAUGCUAAGACUGUAUCAGCUACAGUGAGGCCCGCUUGUGGACGCCUCGUGGGGUUUUCCUCGGGACCCGUAAACCCCCAUGGGGUUACCGCUGUGACUGCCGGACGGAGAUGCUCAGUGGCUCUCUGGUUCACUAAGGAGAAGCUCCACAGAGACAUGGAGCGGGAGGAGGCUGAAGCUCUGUGGGCAGCAGAAGGACAGAAUGUGAAGAAGGCCGACGAUGAGGAUGAAGAUGAGGCCCACGGCACCCGGCGCUUGGCACAGAGGCAGGGCUCCAGGGAAAAGAUUAAAUCCAAGGACAGAGUGAUAGUGGCGCGAGACGAACUGUGACCUGGCAGCAGGAGUGGCGCCAAAGAGCCAGCACUUAGGACUGGAUCACAGCUUGCCUUGUUUCCUGUUUUGGCGUCUGUGUUUGGCUGACUUCCUGCACAUUGCAGAUUUGUAUAGUGGUUUCACUUGCCCAUGUGACACACCCCAUCAUCCCUGAUCCUGCCCUCCAUCCCCUCAGUGUCCACAAAAACCUGGGUUCUGUGGUUUAACCUGUGCCUGACAAUGACCCAUUGCCUUGGAGUCAGGAGGUUAACCUUCAUUAACCAAUCGUGAUAGUCCUUUCCUUCACCACAUCCAUGUUACAGUGUGUAUGUGUGUGGGGGGGUGGGGGGGG